Molecule: messenger RNA, 2064 nt
Organism: Didymodactylos carnosus
Lineage: Eukaryota; Metazoa; Rotifera; Eurotatoria; Philodinida; Philodinidae
Source: the annotation of a GenBank genome assembly
AUGAAAAAAGCGGAAGGGGUACCCUUAAUGAUGCUACAUACACCAUUUUUCUUACAACUGUAUGAUUCCACAUGUGAUGUUCUACGAAGUAAUUCCUCUCCGAUAAUUGAUCAUAUAGAUGUUGAUAAAUUAUUAUUAUUGUGGUCUGUCUUGACACUUAAACACGAUCUGGCUCUACUAUUUUGGUCACGAACAAAAAAUAAGAUAUGUGCUGCACUCACAGCCAAUUUACUUUACACGAAAAUUAUACAGAAUAAAAAGUUUCAGUUUGACAAAGCAUUGUAUCAAGAGAAAGCAAAGGAAUUUGAAGAAUUAGCCAUUAGUCUAUUAGAUUCACUGUACAAAUUUAACAGAAGAGACUGCAUUUAUUCAAUUGUUAGACAAAUACCAUCAUAUGGAAAUUGUACUUGGCUAACAAUAGCAGCGGAAGCAGAUGCUGAAUAUUUUAUCGCUCAUAGAGCAGUUCAGGAUGUAUUAAAAAAUAUAUGGUAUGGUUAUAUCGACGAUGAAAGAACAUCUGAUAUUACUGUUAUAGUUACAUCAUUUCUACCAUUCCUUAGUGGUUUUCUCCGUUAUCGUAACUCACUUAUUUAUGUAGAUUCGAAUAAAAUGGUUAAUGAAGAAUUUUUUGACUGUACUCAAUAUAUGCCAUAUCAACAACAAGAACUACAGCAUAUGUUAAGCACUACAGAGUCAUUAACUAAACAUCGGGAUACAUUCAUUGAUUUAGAUGUUGACAAUAUGAUCACUAAAGGUUUCUAUCCUCUUUAUUCAUUUGGUCAUCGAACAUGUCCACCAGCUAAUACAAAGAAAGAAAAUGAAUCGGAGAUAUUUAAUGGUACAAUAAUACACAAAUUCUAUGCCAAACAUAAUAAAUUACCGUAUCUGGAACUUCUGCUUUUAAUUUGGGUAUUUACGCUAUUAUGCGAAGAAAUUAGACAAUUUUUUACAAAUGAAGCUCGAACGUAUCAAGGCAAAGUACGUUCGUAUUUUGUGAAUGUAUGGAAUGUAGUUGAUAUUGUAGCCAUUGCACUAUUUUUUAUUGCAUUUAUAUUACGUAUAUUACCUAAUGAAGAUUGUUUCUGUACAGCUAAAAUUAUUCUUGCACUCGAUCUAAGUAUUUGGUAUAUGAGAACGUUGGACAUUUUUUUUGCUGUACCAAAAUUAGGUCCAAAAUUAGUCAUGAUUGCAGAAAUGAUUCAUGAUUUAAAAUUUUUUGUUUUAAUGUUAACUGUAUUCAUGUUUGCAUUUGGUGUACCGGCUUAUGCUCUCAUACAUGGUGUUGAAUCGUUUACAUGGCAUUUACCACGAAAAGUAUUUAAUGUUGCCUAUUGGCAAAUAUUUGGUGAAGUAACCGUUUUAGAUUUGAUUGAAGAUAGUUAUGGACCACCUGGUUAUUUAACAUAUUUUCUUUUGGUUUGUUAUAUGGCGAUUGCUGCCACAUUAUUGGUCAAUUUAUUGAUUGCAAUGUUCAGUAAUACAUUUAAUGUAUAUCAGGAAAAUACCGAUUAUAUUUGGAAAUAUCAACGAUUCAAUUUAGUUUGUGAAUAUUUAAAUCGUCCAUCAUUACCACCACCAUUCAUAUUUUUUUCACAUAUAUGGAGAUUAUUUCUUUUUCUCGGAUCACGAGUUUCCAAAGCUCCAAAAUGUUUAAAACAAAUGUAUAGAAAUCAUUUACAACAAUCAAGAUUCAAAAUGAUUCUUAGUCCAAAAGCUUCUGCUCAUUUGGAAGAAAUCGAAGAUGCAAGAGGUGAUGAAAUUUACUUUCUAUAUUUAAAAAAGAAGAGACAACAACAACAAAGCUCUCACUCAACUUCGACUACAACACCAUCAGCUGCAAACACUAUGGACAACGUAGCCGACUCAAGAGAAGAAAAAAUAAAAUACAAGUUAGAUGCUGCAGUAAAUCAUUUAGUUUCAUUAGAAGAUAGAAUGCGCAUAAUGGAAACUAAACAAGAAAAAGUUAUGAAUUAUCUGGAAAAUAUUAUAAAUGGUAUCAAGUCAAUUGGUGGUAAUAUUGUUAGUACACCAUCGGAGGAAACGACAACAUCGCCAGAUGUGUAG